AUGGAGCUUCGACCUCGCAAAAAGGCUAUUGAUACAUCGAACCAAGGUUUGAAUCUGGAGGAAGAACUUGAUGAAGAAGAACAGUAUGUUGUGUCUUCUUCAGAUAAUGAUUCAACCGACUCUGAGUUUCAAGGUAUUAAAAGGAAAAUCAACCAUUUGAUCAGAGAGAAAGGCAAGCUCUUGUGGGAGAUUUGGGAAAAAGAAGACGAGAGAUGGGUUGAUGAACACAUGACAGAUGAUGUUGACUUGGAUCAGCACAGCGCAAUCAUUGCUGAAACCGCCGAGCCGCCUCCUGAUUUAAUCAUGCCACUGCUUAAGUACCAAAAGGAGUUUCUAGCAUGGGCGUCAAAACAAGAACAAACAGUCUUAGGAGGUAUUCUAGCAGAUGAGAUGGGGAUGGGGAAAACCAUACAAGCCAUCUCACUAGUUCUUGCACAACGUGAAGUUGACAGAGCUAGAUCCAAAAAAGCAGCUGGUUGCACACUUGUGCUUUGUCCUCUCGUCGCUGUUUCUCAGUGGUUAAGUGAGAUAGAUCGGUUUACAUCUCCCAGAAGCACUAAGGUGCUUGUGUACCAUGGGGCUAAGAGAGAGAAGAAUGGUAAUAAUUUCAAGAAGUAUGACUUUGUGUUGACGACUUACUCCACGGUUGAGAGUGAAUUCAGGAAGUGUAUGAUGCCGAGAAAGAAGCAAUGUGAAUAUUGCAGCAGAUGGUUUUUACCAAACAAGCUUAUGAUCCAUCAUGUGAAUUUUUGUGGGCCAUCAAGAAUGGAAGCAGCCGAGGCUGAAGAGGGUAGCAAUGUGAAGCGGUCUAGGAAGAAGAGUAAACAAACAUUAGAGGAACAGGUUCAGGUGGAUAGAAAGAAGUCUGUUUUGCACUCUGUUAAAUGGAACCGGGUGAUUUUGGAUGAGGCUCAUUACAUCAAAGAAAGACGUAGCAACACUGCUAGAGCUGUUUUUGCAUUGGAGGCUACUUACAGAUGGGCUUUGAGUGGUACUCCUCUCCAGAAUCGUGUUGGAGAGCUUUACUCUCUGAUUCGCUUCCUGCAGAUUAGUCCAUACUCGUAUUACUUCUGCAAGGACUGUGACUGUAGCAUUCUUGACUACACUACGCAUGCAGAUUGUCACAGCUGUCCUCAUAAUGCAGUGCGGCAUUUCUGUUGGUGGAAUAAGAAUGUGGCUAGUCCAAUAACAGAGCCUUCUCUUGAAAACGAGCAACGGAGUAAGAGGGCCAUGAUAUUGCUAAAACACAAAGUUCUGAAGGACAUCCUCCUAAGACGUACUAAACUGGGACGUGCAGCUGAUCUUGCGCUUCCUCCUAGAAUCGUCACUCUGAGGCGGGAUUCACUAGAUGUAAAAGAGUCUGAUUACUAUGAAUCACUAUACCAAAACAGUAAAGCUCAAUUCAAUACGUAUAUUGAGGCUGGGACAUUGAUGAAUAACUUUGCUCAUAUAUUUGAUCUUCUCACCCGUCUGAGACAGGCUGUUGAUCAUCCAUACCUUGUGGUGUAUUCACCUUCUAGAGGUGCUAAUGCUAACUUGAAUGAUGAGAACAAAAAGGAGCAGGAAUGUGGUCUCUGCCAUGAACCGGCUGAGGACAAUGUUGUGACUUCUUGUGAACAUGUGUUCUGUAAAGCUUGUUUGAUUGAUUACGCUGCAUCACUGGGGAAAUUCAGCUGUCCAACAUGCUCAACAGUACUGACUAUGGAUUGGACUGCCAAAGCUGGUAUAGAGCAGCAGGUAAACAAGACAACAAUUAAAGGAUUUAGAGCCUCAAGUAUUUUAAAUCGGAUCAAGCUCGAAGAUUUUCAGACAAGUACAAAGAUAGAGGCUUUGAGGGAAGAAAUAAGGCUUAUGAUCGAAAGAGAUGGGUCUGCUAAAGCAAUAGUAUUCAGCCAGUUCACAUCAUUCUUGGAUCUGAUAAACUACACCCUUGGGAAGUGUGGGGUUGGUUGCACCCAGCUGGUGGGAAGCAUGUCCAUGGCAGCUAGAGAUGUUGCUAUCAAUAAAUUCAGAGAAGAUCCGAAUUGCAAAAUUUUCUUGAUGAGUUUGAAAGCUGGAGGGGUUGCUCUCAACUUAACAGUCGCUUCACAUGUGUUCAUGAUGGACCCAUGGUGGAACCCAGCGGUUGAGAGGCAAGCACAAGACAGAAUACAUAGGAUCGGACAGUACAAGCCAAUCAGGGUUGUGAGAUUCAUAAUAGAGAACACUGUGGAGGAAAAGAUUUUGAAGCUACAAAACAAGAAGGACCUUGUGUUUGAAGGGACUGUUGGUGGAUCUCAGGAGGCCAUAGGAAAGUUGACAGCGGAAGACAUGAGGUUUCUGUUUACAACCUAA
This is a messenger RNA of Eruca vesicaria subsp. sativa (arugula), 2334 nucleotides long. The record is from the annotation of a GenBank genome assembly. Lineage: Eukaryota; Viridiplantae; Streptophyta; Magnoliopsida; Brassicales; Brassicaceae.